Messenger RNA from Aspergillus luchuensis, 951 nucleotides. Its product is annotated as inositol oxygenase. Gene Ontology annotation, cellular component: cytoplasm. Gene Ontology annotation, biological process: inositol catabolic process. The coding region runs from base 1 to 951 and encodes 316 amino acids. NCBI's taxonomy places the organism in Eukaryota, Fungi, Ascomycota, Eurotiomycetes, Eurotiales, Aspergillaceae. The record is from RefSeq and is a predicted model, not a curated record. The transcript is spliced from 2 exons. Gene Ontology annotation, molecular function: iron ion binding; inositol oxygenase activity.
AUGGCACCAGUCGCCGUAGCUUCUGAAUCCCCGGUGUUCAACACCAAGCGUGACGGACAGGCUCUCGAGGAGCUGUCGGACGCCAUCGACAAUGUCAAUGUCCUCAAGGACAACAUGAAGAAGCAGGAGAAGGGUCUGUACGAAGAGUCUGAGUUCGACAAGAACAAGGACAAGACCAAGUUCCGUCAGUACGAAGACGCCUGCGACCGCGUCAAGAACUUCUACAAGGAACAGCACACCAAGCAGACCGUGGCCUACAACCUCAAGGCCCGCAACGAGUUCCACUCCAAGACCCGUGCUGAGAUGACCAUCUGGGAGGCGAUGGAGAAGCUCAACACCCUCAUCGACGAGUCCGACCCGGACACCAGCCUCUCCCAGAUCGAGCACCUCCUACAAUCCGCCGAGGCCAUCCGCCGCGACGGCAAGCCCCGCUGGAUGCAGCUGACCGGUCUCAUCCACGACCUGGGCAAGCUGCUCUACUUCUUCGACGCCCAGGGCCAGUGGGAUGUCGUCGGAGACACCUUCCCCGUCGGCUGUGGCUUCGAUGAGCGCAUCAUCUACGGCCGCGAGUCCUUCAAGGACAACGAGGACUUCAACCACCCCAUCUACGACACCAAGUUCGGAAUCUACAGCCCCGGCUGCGGUCUCGACAACGUCAUGCUCUCCUGGGGCCACGACGAAUACCUCUACCACGUCGUCAAGGACCAGUCCACCCUUCCGGACGAGGCCCUCGCCAUGAUCCGCUACCACUCGUUCUACCCCUGGCACAACGCCGGCGCGUACCACGAGUUGAUGAACGACCACGACAAGGAGAUGUUCAAGGCUGUCAAGGCAUUCAACCCAUACGAUCUGUACAGCAAGAGCGACGAUGUUCCCAGCCCCGAGGAACUCAAGCCAUACUACCUCGACCUGAUCGACGAAUACUUCCCCAACAAGGUGAUCAAGUGGUAG